Molecule: messenger RNA, 612 nt
Organism: Ostertagia ostertagi
Lineage: Eukaryota; Metazoa; Nematoda; Chromadorea; Rhabditida; Trichostrongylidae
Source: the annotation of a GenBank genome assembly
AUGUGCUGCACUAUAUUUAUUCUUGCUGCUCUGACCGUGGUAUCUACAGCGUUGCCAAGUUCAACGAAUAUGGGUUCGAUUGCGACAUGGAGGGCUAAACGGCAAUGUUUCAUGGGCAGAUGUGGCACGACUCCGUUGUGCAGUAUUUGCCCAGUGUGCUGCUCGGAUUCACCACAAAUGGUUAUGGAGAUGCCGCCACCAAAGAGCUGUUGUGCAGCCCCGAGACCGUCACCAAGUUGCUGUCAAGCGCCGUCACCACCACCUCCUCCUCCUCCAGUAGUCUCGGCUGUUCAGUGCUGUAGAGCUGCUCCUGCACCAAUGAAUCCCUGUUGUCAGGCUCUCGCUCCUCCACAGCCACCACUUGAUCAAGAGCAGUGCUGUCUUGCAGCGCCAUCUCCAAAUAACAUUUGCUGUCGAGAGAUGGCUCCUGCUCAAAUGCAAGGGCCACCUCCUUGUAGAUGUGGCGCCCGUCCGGCAGAGAUGGAGUGUCCCAGCUGCAUUCCCUAUAGACCAAGAUGCCCUCCGAUGGCGAUCUCCUGCAGACUAGCGUUUCGUGUCAGAAGAGACGCCCAUCAAGCGCUGCUUCCUCGUCUGCAAACACACUUGUUGUAA